AUGGCAAAGAGCCCUGCCAAGCCGCAGAACCUCGACUCGUUCUUCAAACCUCCUCCCUCGAACAAACGCACCGCCCCACUUCCCUCGACUCCCAGCAAAGCGCGCAAGACUAUUGGCGGAGACGUGAAGGACGGCAAGGGGAAGGGAAGGGCAGUGCAGGACCUGGGCAAAGUCGUCCUGGACGAUUCAGACGAGGACGAGCGGAUGAACGGCCAGGACGAGGAGGACGACGGCGACGACUUGGUCAUCGUCGAGCCGGACGGGGCGGGAGAGAAGCAGAUCAGGUUGGGAAAGGUCAAGGAAGAGGUGGACGAGCCAAAGCCAGCCAAACCGCCGCCUCCCGUCGCCUCCAUCUUCCAGAAACGCACACCUGCCUCUCCCAAAUCUCCCGCCAAAGUCAAUACGCUCCUCUCGUCGCCCAAAGUCGAAGUCGAUGCAGACACAAAGCCCGACAUCAAGCCGUCGCCGACGAAGAACAUCGCUAUCUUCGAUACCGCCGCAGCAUCCUCCUCAACGGCCGCAGGAUCCGAGGCGGGGCCGUCUUCCAGCACGUCCAAGCCGCUUGAUACGCCUCUCUUCACCUUCUCCCCAACGCAAGACGUCUCGUUUGGCUCGCACACCCGCGUACCCUUCAGCUUCCUCUCCGACGCCCUUGUCCUGAUCAGCAGCACCAAGUCGCGGCUCUUCAUCCAGCUGGUCUUGACCAACCUGCUCAGGACCGUCAUCGAGCUCGACCCAGAGAGCCUCCUCAGCGUCGUUUACCUUUGCAGCAACCGGAUCGGCCCUUCGUACGAGAAGGACACGGAGCUUGGGAUCGGUUGGCAGGUGCUGAGCAAAGCGAUCAAGGAGACGUCAGGCGCGACUGCUCAGAAGCUCAAGCAGCUGUCGAACAAGCAUGGCGAUCCCGGAGACAUCGCUUUCGAGGCGUCGAAAAGCGUCCGACUCCUCGUCAAGCCUACUCCGCUCGAGUGCCACGGGGUCUACAAGAUCCUCACGCAGAUCGCCAAGCUUAAAGGUACUGGCGUCCUCAAUCAGAAAACCUCGCUCGUCAAGAAGCUUCUCCUCUCCUCGUCUGGCGAACAAGUUCGCUACAUCGUCCGCAUCCUGGUCUCGAACCUCCGCAUCGGCGCCGUCCGCCUCACUCUCCUCACGGCUCUCGCUCGCGCUUUCUGCCUCUCGAGGCCUGGGAGAAAGGAGCCAUCCGAGGAGAGCGAGUACUGGAUUACGGCGAAGGAGCGGAAGGAGAUGGCAAAGGUCGACAGGGAGGAAGAGGAGAAGGCGAGCGCGAAGAAGGCAAAAGGCGGGAAGGGGAAGGCUAAGGAGGAAGAGGGCGGCGGAAAAGCGGCGCCGAAGAUCAAGAACAAGCCGAAAGCGCAGAAGGGGCAGCUCGAGCUCGAGGUGGACGAGAAGCUCAAGCGGGCGGAGGCGUGCGUGAGGAGGGUUUGGGCAAGGCAUCCGAACUUCGGGCACCUCGUCGAGGCGUUGCUCGAGGGCGGGUUGGAGGAGUUGGAGGAGCGCGUGGGCUUGAGUGUCGGCGUUCCUCUCGAGCCCAUGCUCGGCUCCAUCACCCGCUCGCUGGACGACAUCUACACCCGUCUCGGCUCCCGCCCCUUCGUGUCCGAAGCCAAGCUCGACGGACAGCGCGGCCAGAUCCACGUCUGGGUCGGCGAUUCGCGCCCUGGAGGAGUUGCCGAAGGCAGCGGGAAAUGGUUCGUCGACGAGGAGUCGGGCAGGCGAGCGUGGGUCAGGAUGUUCUCGCGUCAUCUCGAGGACAUGACGGAGAAGUACCCUGACAUCGGCGGGACGAUCUUGGGCAUCCUCGCUCGAGCCGAAAUGUCCGAGACGCCCUUGCGCAACUUUGUCAUCGACUGCGAGGUUGUCGCAAUCGACCCAAAGACGGGCGCCUUCAAGACUUUCCAGGAGCUGUCCUACCGCUCGAAGAAGGACGUCGAGCUGGGCGACAUCAAGGUCCGCGUCGGCAUCUACUGCUUCGACCUCAUGUUCCUCAACGACGAGUCCCUCCUCUCCCGUCCCUUCCGGUCCAGGCGCGACACGCUCCGCAGCCUCUUUCCGCCGCUUCAGCCGACCGACCCUCGCUUCGCUAAAUGGGAGCUCAUUCCUUGCUGCACCGACAACGACCCGGAGAAGGUCCGCGAGUUCUUCGAAGAAACGCUGAAGAUGAAGGCCGAGGGCAUCAUGGUCAAGUUGCUGGACGAAGCGGAGGUUGAAGUUACCGAUGCGGGAGAGGGAGAGAACGGCGCGAGUGGAGCAGACGGCCAGGACGAGGAGAUCGACUACGCUUCCGGCGGAGAGGCGUCGAGUAGCCGUUCGCGCUCAUCGUCCAACUCGCCGCGUCCUCAGCCGAAGAACGGCAAGACCGGCGGCAAGUCUCGUCGCAAGGUCCUUCCUGCGUCUUACGAACCGGACAAGCGCGCCGACUCGUGGCUCAAGGUCAAGAAGGAUUACCUCGACGAAGUUGGCGAUUCGCUCGACCUUGUUCCCAUCGCCGCUUGGUGGGGCCAGGGGCGGAAAGCGGGCUGGUGGAGCCCUUUCUUGCUUGCGUGCUACGACGAGGAGACGGGCGCCUACACCGCUGUCACAAAGUGCUUGUCUGGCUUCACCGACGCCUUCUACAAGGAGAUGCGCGAGAAGUACAACCCGGAACCCGAGAAUCCGCUCACGAGCAAGACUCCCUGGCCAGAAGUCGAAGCUGGUUCGCUCUCGCCCGACAUCUGGUUCAAGCCGAGCGAGGUGUGGGAGAUCCGCGGCGCCGACUUCACCCUUUCGCCGGUCUACCCCGCGGCCCGCUCUCAACUCGGCAACGAGCGUGGCGUCUCCAUCCGCUUCCCUCGCUUUAUCAAGAUCCGCGAAGACAAGGGAAUCGAGCAGGCGACCUCGGCGGAACAGCUCGCCCAGCUCUACGAAAUGCAGGGCGCUCCAGCGGGUGACGGAGGAGCGUCGAAGCGUGUGCAGGGCGACGAGGCGGACGAGGCUUGA
Molecule: messenger RNA, 2997 nt
Organism: Rhodotorula toruloides NP11
Lineage: Eukaryota; Fungi; Basidiomycota; Microbotryomycetes; Sporidiobolales; Sporidiobolaceae
Product: DNA ligase
Exons: 12
Coding region: 1-2997 (998 amino acids)
Biological process (GO): lagging strand elongation; mitochondrial DNA repair; DNA recombination
Cellular component (GO): DNA ligase III-XRCC1 complex
Molecular function (GO): DNA ligase (ATP) activity; DNA binding; ATP binding
Source: RefSeq, a predicted model, not a curated record